Molecule: messenger RNA, 1074 nt
Organism: Talaromyces amestolkiae
Lineage: Eukaryota; Fungi; Ascomycota; Eurotiomycetes; Eurotiales; Trichocomaceae
Exons: 2
Coding region: 1-1074 (357 amino acids)
Molecular function (GO): oxidoreductase activity
Source: RefSeq, a predicted model, not a curated record
AUGCUUGCAUGCCAGAUCCUUGAAUACAACAAACCACAUCAGAUCCGAAGAAUCCCAACGCCUCAGAACCUCGCUCCUCAUGAACUUCUCCUUAAAGUUGCAGUUUCUUCACUCUGCCAUUCUGAUCUAGAGUACCAAAAUGGUGCGCUUGAUUGCGCUCUUCCUGUGACAGCCUCCCAUGAAGGCACUGGCGUCGUAGUUGCCAAAGGUGAUGCCGUAACUCGUUUCGAUAUCGGUGACCGGAUAAUGGCGGGACAGACUUUCGACCGCUGCGGCAAAUGUGACGACUGCAAGGGACCGGAGAACUAUCAACACUACUGCGAGCAUCAGGGCCCUAUGAUGAGUACGGAGCGGAACGGCGCGUUUCAAGAAUACCUUGUCGUCGAUGCGAAACAAGCCUGUCGGAUUCCUGACGAGAUGUCGUUUCUUACAGCUGCUCCGCUUGCUUGCGCUGGCAUUACUAUCUGGAGGGCGAUUCUGCAGACGCAGCUCAAAGCCGGGCAAUGGCUUGGUAUUGUUGGCUCCGGUGGUGGAUUGGGCCAUUUGGGAAUUCAAUUCGCCAAGGCCAGGGGGCUGAAAGUGAUUGGAACUGAUGCUAGAGAGGAUGGUUUGGCACUUUCACGGGAAGUUGGAGCAGAUCUUGUUCUUGAUGCCAGGAUGGGCAAAGAGGAAGUGCUGCGUCGCGUUUUCGCAGCAACUGGUGGAAAAGGCGUAGAUGCUACCAUCACAACAAGUGAUGCUAAAGCAGCUGUCGCAACGGGUUGUGGUAUGACUAGAAGGCAUGGCACGAUGGUUUAUGUUCCGGUGGGACAUGAAGUUUGCAUUCCCUUCCAGGAACUGAUCUUUCGCGAUAUUCGAAUCAAGGGGUCUUUCCUCUGUUCUCCCAAGGAAGCGGAGGAGAUGUUGGAUGUAGUGGUCAAGCAUGACAUUCAAGUGAAGUCCAGUGUUUUCCACGGCAUCCAGGAGAUUCCAAAGGUCGUUGACAUGCUUCGACAUGGAAAAUAUCAGGGAAAAGGGGUGAUUGUGAUUGAUGAGAAUGCAGUAGAUAACAAGAAGACUCCAUUAUUACGGUAA